Closterium sp. Yama58-4 is the source of this 4398-nucleotide messenger RNA. Lineage: Eukaryota; Viridiplantae; Streptophyta; Zygnematophyceae; Desmidiales; Closteriaceae. The record is from the annotation of a GenBank genome assembly.
AUGGCGGUUACUACCGCACAAGUCUUCGGCUGCUUCUCACCUGGAGCGUCUUCUUCGCUGCUCCGUACAAUCUUCGUCGCAGCGGUGGUGCUGUCGUUUGGAUGCAUGAUUAAUCCUACCCAGGCGGUCGAGAGCGUUACCAUCAGCUCCAGAUACUACUAUGUUUCGUCCAAGACAAAGGGUGUUUCGCCUUCACCCUACACUGGCUCCUUUCAGGUUUCUGUCAAGAUGACUGAAUUCACUCAGCUGGUGGGAUACACUCUUCGUGUUUUUGCCCUGCCCCACAAACCCAAAGCCAACUUCUCUGACGUCGGGAUUUUCAAGGGGAAGGAGGGCGCCACGGGACCUUUAGUGACCUCCUUCCCCUGCAGGAUGCACACUGUGGGGACUGGAUAUGUCUGCUUUGGCGAAGCCCCUCAACAAUCCGCCGCCAAGGGCGUCAAGCUGCGUCGCCGUUCUGCUACCGCAGGUGCUGUUACCGCGGAUGAGCUUAACGAAGCAGGCGUCGACCUCGCCAAGGCCGUCGCGCAGUCCACCAAGAUUCAAGAGCUCGCGCGCGCGCAGGCCGGCGCACAGGGUGGCGCGGCGGUCUCCGCGGGUCCCGCCAGACCCGCCGCUGGCGGCGCAGGUCCAGAUGCGCGGAGGAAGAGCUCGCGCGGCGCGGGGACGACGCUCGACAUACCGCCAUGGGAGGUGGUCGCUAGCUUGACGGAGGCUGAUUGGGUGGCGCUUCGCGCGUGGAUCGAGGCUGGAUGGCGUUGCCGCAAGUGCGGUCACGUCCGCGACGACGCCAACGAGCAUCCCAAGGCGGCGCAGCUGCUGCAGCGCUGCGGCAUCCACCUCCCCAAGCCCGGCACAGCCGGCGGCGCGCGCCCGGGCGGCGCCGUUGGAUCCGGCGCCGGCUCUCCCGCUGUCAGCGGCCGCACGACCCCGUCUACCACCACUAGCGGGAUGCAUGCUAUCGAGUACGCGUCCGCGUCCCCCGAUAAUCAGGUCGGCUAUCUCUCCGACACCUCCUCGCCGGCCACCUCGCGCACGGGCUCCCCGCAGCGCGCGCGGAGGGGCGCUGCGGGCUCCGACGCGUCGCGCGACGCCUCGCCGCGCUUCCACGCCGGGUCACCGUUCGGAGGAUCCGACGCGGGGGGAGCGGGCGCGGGUGGAGGGGUGGGGACGACCUCGGCGAAUCCUGAAUUCGAGCUUCCGAGAGGAUGCGGGGAGCACGCGCGGCGCCGGGGGGUUCCGCCCGCCGGCGGUGCGCAGAAAGGCGGCGGAGCGGCUUCCGGAGAGGCGCUGCAGCGGAAGCUGCUGUCCGCGAUUGCGCGCGCGCACCAAGUGUACUUUAUUGACAAGGAGCCGAACGGCACGCUGGUGUUUGACUUCCUGCUGUCGGCGCUGCUAGACGUGACGUCGUCGGGCUUUGGGUUCAUCUCUUCCGCGCUGCUCAAGGCCGACGGCACACCCUACCUCAAGACGCACGCGAUGACGAACGUGGCGUGGACCAAGGAGCUGCGCGCGUGGUACGCGGCGAACGCGCACAAGGGGCUGGUGUUCACCAACAUGAACACGCUGCACGGCACCGUCGUGCUCACGGGGCAGGCCGUGAUUACUAAUGAUGCUGUCAACGACCCCCGCUCCCGCGGCGUGCCCCCGGGCCACCCGCCCAUUGAGACCUUCAUGGGAAUCCCGCUCUACACAGGCACGGAGCUGAUUGGCAUCUUUGGGCUGGCGAACCGCAUGGAGGGGUACGACGAGCAACUGGCUAAGGAGCUGGAGCCGCUCACUCUGACCAUCGCCCAGAUGAUCUACGCCGUGAACGAGCGCAAGCGGAGGAAGGAGGCGGAGCUGCACCUGUCCAGUGUCGUGCAGGUGGCGAACGAGGGCAUCAUGUCUUUGUCCCACAGCGGGCACGUGACGUCCAUGAACCACUCGGCGCGGGUGAUGUUUGGCUUUGCGGCGCCUGACAGCGAGCAGUCGGAGGACGUGCCCCCGCCGCCCAACCUGCAGGUCACCGACCUGCUGCUCGAGGUGGACGGACAUGCUAACUUCCUGCGAGAAGGUCUAGAGCACCACGCAGGGCACGUGCACUCAGGGCAGGGGCAGCGGCAGGACGGGAGUGUGUUUCCGAUGGAGGUGUCGAUCAGCAAGGGCACGUACGACACGGUCUUCUAUGUCGCCGUUGUCAGAGACGUGUCUGAGAAGCUCGACUCCUCCCGCAAGCUGCAGGAGAGUGAGGAGCGGUGGAAGUAUGCGCUGCACGGCAGCGAGCUGGGCGUGUGGGACUGGAACGUGCGCGACAACACCCUCGAGAUCAGCGACCAGUGGAAGGCGCUGCUGGGGUACGCGCCGGACGAGCUAGAGGCGUCGGUGGAGGUGUGGGAGUCGCUGCUGCACCCCGACGACGUGCAGUCAGCAUUCAUCGACCUCAAGGCUCACCUCGACGGCCGCACGCCCGUCUUCGUGCACGAGCAGCGCCUGCGCUGCAAGGACGGGUCGUACCGGUGGCUGCUGCACCGAGGGCAGGUGGCUGCUGCACCGUGGGCAGGUGGUGGCGAGGGGGAGAGCGGGGAGCCGCUGCACUUUGUGGGCACGCACGCUGACGUGACCGACCGCAAGCAGACCCACGCCGCUGUCGUCGCUGCUGACACUGCCAACGCGCGCCUUCGCACCGCCGAGGCUGGCCUGUUUGCGAAGCUAGACCACGAGGUUCGGGAGCCAAUCAGCAGCGUGCUGGAGAGCGCCAAGGCUCUCAAGGACGCGCCUGAGCUCACGGACGAGCACCGGGCAGCGGUGAAUCAGAUCGAGGAGAGCGGGCGCCAGCUGGCGUCUGUAGUGGCGGAUGCUCUGGACAGCAGCAUCAUUGAGGCGGGCGGCUGGACUCCCAAGCUGGCGCUCACUGCUGUCGCGGAGAUGGCAGAGGCAGCAGCGGAGGCGAUGGCGGGAGCAGCGGAGAGGAAGGGGCUGGAGGUGGUGCUCGAUGCAUCGCCUGAUGCGCCGCCCUUCAUUCUCGCCGACUCCUCUCGCACCAUCCAGGUGCUCGUGUCACUGCUGUCGCUGGCCAUCCAGUGCACGAGUCGCGGCUUUGUGCGUCUGCGUAUCUACAAGGAGUCCCCUCCAGCAGCAGGUGCAGCAGGCGGCAAGGCCACUGUGCUCGUGGCGUCUAUCGAGUCGCCUGCUGCCCCUGCUGCACUCUCCGCUGCUUUCGAAGCCAACCAGGGCAGCCUGCUGGCCGCAAAGAAGCUGGUGGAAGCAAUGGGGGGAGCGAUCACACUGGUAGCGGAGCAGCACCGGGUGCCGUCGCUGGCAGUCAAGUUCCCCGUGGACCUCUCUCGCCCCGAGUUCCAGAGCGCUGUUGUGCUGCGCCCCUCUGCUCCCCCGGUCAUAGAGCAGCCGCUGCGCCAGUCCCGCGUGCUCGUUGUGGGCGCGCUGCAGGUGACCACAGCAGCCAUAGCCAAGCAACUCCACGCGUGGCACGUCCCCCACAGCACCAGCAGCAGCACGCCAGAAGAAGCCUUCCUCUCGCUCUUCCCCGCGCACGCCCUCCCGCCAGUCAUGACCUCCCCGGGUCAAUCCCCCCCCACUACCUUCCCUGAUGGCACCCCGCGCGACGGCCUUUCCCUAGAUUACGACUUGGUAGUCGUAGACUGCUCUCAGAAGAAGCAGGUUAAGGGGGAUCCGGAUAUGCUGUCGGUGCUGCAGCUGCUCGCGAGGGACCGUGUGGGCGUGGUGCUGCUGCUGAGCCGGACGGUUGCGAGGGACCCGGGGUUCCGGCAGGAGGUGGAGCAGGCGGCGGAUUGGCACGGGCAGGUGCCUGUGCUGCUGGCUAAGCCGAUGGUGCGCCCCCGGGCCCUUCUGGAGGCUCUCGAGGACGCACUCAUCCUGCUCCCCGGCAACGACCACGCACUCUCAGACCUGCGGGGGGCAGCGCACGGCAGUGAGGAGAAGGACAAGCAGGCGGCGGAGCAGGCGCUCAAAGAGGGCGCGGGGGCCAUUGACCGGGCUGCGAGGGGGGGCGCGCUGCAGGGCCGCGUGCUCAUUGCUGACUGCAACGCUGCUGAUCGGAAGGUAGCGGAGAGGCUGUGUGCAGCGAUGGGGUUGACAGUGGAGGGGGUGAGCUCAGUGGUGCGAGCCCUGGAGAGGAACCAGGCCACGGGCUUCGACCUCGUUCUCAUCAACACCCAGAUGCCCGGAGUGGACCUGCCAGCAGUGCUGCAGGCUCUGCAGACAGACCACCGCCGCCGAGGCGCCAGUCGCGCUCUCAUUGUCAUGGGCAUGUCCACAGGCCUUGAUGAGCAGCAGCGGUCGGCUUACAUUGCAGAUGGCCUUUCAGAGGCCCUUCCCAAGCCCUUCACCAUCGGUGCACUUGAGUCUCUCCUUCGCUCCUUCCUGCCCGCGCAGUGA